GUGGCGCCGCUCCAGCCCUUCCUGCAGGUGACGCGGGCGGCCCUGCAGCGGUCUCUUGAUGUGAAUUUUGGGGCUGUGCUUCAUGUUUCCCAGAUUGUUGCUCGGCAGAUGAUUGCACAGGGGGUGCCAGGUGCUAUUGUCAAUGUCUCUAGCCAGGCAUCUCAGCGUGCGCUGCGGGAUCAUGCUGUUUACUGUUCCACAAAAAGUGCUGUGGAUAUGCUGACCAAGGUAAUGGCAAUGGAACUGGGACCCCACAAGAUUAGGGUGAACACUGUGAACCCCACAGUGGUUAUGACCGACAUGGGGAAAAUUAACUGGAGUGACCCUCAGAAAUCUGCUGCCAUGAUUAAUCGGAUUCCACUGGGAAAGUUUGCAGAGGUGGAUGAUGUGGUGAACAGCAUUCUCUUCCUGCUGAGUGAUAAGAGUGCUAUGACAACUGGCAGCUCACUGGUGGUUGAUGGGGGAUUUCUUGUCUCCUAA
Messenger RNA from Chaetura pelagica (chimney swift), 480 nucleotides. It is a transcript of the gene DCXR, whose product is annotated as dicarbonyl/L-xylulose reductase. Gene Ontology annotation, biological process: glucose metabolic process; xylulose metabolic process. Gene Ontology annotation, molecular function: carbonyl reductase (NADPH) activity; L-xylulose reductase (NADPH) activity. The annotation marks the transcript as partial. Lineage: Eukaryota; Metazoa; Chordata; Aves; Apodiformes; Apodidae. The record is from RefSeq and is a predicted model, not a curated record. The transcript is spliced from 7 exons.